Messenger RNA from Daphnia pulex (common water flea), 3169 nucleotides. Its product is annotated as intracellular protein transport protein USO1-like. Lineage: Eukaryota; Metazoa; Arthropoda; Branchiopoda; Diplostraca; Daphniidae. The record is from RefSeq and is a predicted model, not a curated record. The transcript has a single exon. The coding region runs from base 61 to 2142 and encodes 693 amino acids.
ACAAAGACAGACAUAGCAGUUUUCACUAGCAAACAAACAAACAAACAAAAAGUGCUGAAAAUGAACGACAUGUUGGUGGUAGUCACUAUAUUGGCUUUCCUAUUUGUCUUGAUUAUCUGGAUCAUGAAUAUACUCUGCAGAUCGACCGAAAAACAAACUCGGCAUUCGUCUGCUAACCUGAAUAAGCGGAAUAAGAUUAAACCUGACGUUGCAUGCAAUAACCAGCAUGCACUUCCCCGACCUGAAAUUAACGAUGAAUUUUCGACUGCCAGCGGAGAAGACUUGAACAACCAAAGUUUUCUUCAGCUGAAGGCAAAAGUCGACGAAACGAACCUGAUUGUAUUGGAAAACCAACGUUUGGCGAAUGAAUUGAGUCUUGUUCAAUCCCAACUGACAGACUCCCAUUCAAAGCUACAAAUGUUUCAGAACGUACAGGAAGAGUUGGCAAGUACCAAAAGCGAACUCGAAGAAAAGAAAAUUGUUGUAACUGACUUGGCAGAGAAAAAUCUCCGCUUGACAAAUAAUGAUUCGCGACUAAGGCGAACAAUCGAAGACAUGGAUAGAAUUAUUAUCGAAGACAGAGAUAGAAUAAUGGCAUCCAAUGCGAUUGAGAAAAACCUGAUUUUAUUGGAUAAAGAACGUUUGGAGAAUGAGUUGAGUCUGCUUCAAUCCCAACUGACAGACUCCUCAUCAAAGCUGCAAAUGUUUCAGAACGUACACAACGAGUUGGCAGCUACCAAAAGCGAACUCGAAAAUAACAAACGUGAAAUGACUGACAUAAAAGAGAUAAAUCUCCGCUUGACAAAUGACGAUUCGCGACUAAGGCGACAAAUUGAAGCCAAGGAUAGAAUUAUCGAAGACAGGGAUAGAAUUAUUAUCGAAGAAAGAGAUAGAAUUAUGGCAUCCAAUGCGAUUGAGAAAAACCUGAUUUUAUUGGAUAAAGAACGUUUGGAGAAUGAGUUGAGUCUGCUUCAAUCCCAACUGACAGACUCCUCAUCAAAGCUGCAAAUGUUUCAGAACGUACACAACGAGUUGGCAGCUACCAAAAGCGAACUCGAAAAUAACAAACGUGAAAUGACUGACAUAAAAGAGAUAAAUCUCCGCUUGACAAAUGACGAUUCGCGACUAAGGCGACAAAUUGAAGCCAAGGAUAGAAUUAUCGAAGACAGGGAUAGAAUUAUUAUCGAAGAAAGAGAUAGAAUUAUGGCAUCCAGUGCGAUUGAGAAAAACCUUGAAUUGGAAAAAGAACGUUUGGAGAAUGAGUUGAGUCUAGUCCAAUCCCAACUGAAAGACUCCCAUUCCAAGUUAAAACAAUUCCGCAACGAGUCUGUAACUACCAAAAGCAAACUGGAAGAAAAGAAAAGUCUUAUUACUGACAUGACAGAUGAAAAUUCUCGACUUGGGCGAAAAAUUGAAGACAAGGAUAGAACGAUCAGACUUAUUUUGUUCGAUAAAGAAAGUUUGGCGAAUGAGUUGAGUCUGCUUCAAUCCCAACAGACGUUCAGCCCCAACCGUCAAAUGUUUCAGAACCUACGCGACAAGUUGGCAGCCACCAAAAGCGAAUUGGAAAAUAACAAACGUUUAAUGACUGAUAUUACGGAGAAAAAUCUCUGCUUGAAAAAAGACGAUUCGCGUCUAAGGCGAAAAAUUGAAGACAGGGAUAGAACGAUCACACAGAUUGUGAUGGAAAAAGAACGUUUGGCGAAUGAGUUGAGUCUAGUUCAAUCACAACUGAAAGACUCCCAUUCCAACCUGAUGCAAACAGUCCAGAAGGUACACGACGAGUUGGCAGCUACCAAAAGCGAAAACGAAAACAACAAACGUGUAAUGACUGACAUGGAGCUAGAGUUGAAGAAUAGAACCAUUUCUGAACUUGAAACGGAAAUUCUCCGUUGGACCGAAAACGAUUCACAGCUGAGGCAACAAUUGGAAGAAACCGAUCGUCUUCUUCAAUCCAGUCAGGCGGAAAUGGAAGAACUACGAGUAUCCCAGACCGAAAGGGUAUUAGAGCACUUACAGGAUCAAGUGAAAAGACUAGAAGAGAAGAAGAAGAAAUGGAAGAAGCCGUUUGAAAAUUUGCCAAAAUGGAAGAUAUUUAAGUCAAAAGAAAUGAAACCGAAAUUGGCGGCAGAAGUCGUAUGAGGCAGCGAAGAGGUGCGAAUCCUCGGCUGACCCUCGGACACCAUGGGAGUAAUGUAAAGAGGAUUGAAAAUCAAUAUGGGGUAAAGGUUAUAGGUUUAAUAUAAUAGGUUUAAUAAAAACGUAAUUCAAAAUCUGCCGGUAACAAUUUUGGGGAAAGUUAGAAAAAUGUCGUAGAUUGUAGGACGAAGUUCUUUCAAAUGAAUUUCGCUAAUUGUUCUGUCUUGUUUUGUUUUUAAAUUAAAAUUAAGUAAUAAUUGAAGCUGGACGUCAGUUUUGCCUAUCGGAAUAGUUGUUGCCUUGCGAUGACGUUGCCUCCUCGUGACAAUCCAAAGGGAUUGGCGGAUGAACCCGUCGACGGAGUUGGUUCGCUGGUCGCUGGUGUGAUGUGAGUGAAGACUUUUGAAAUUCCUGGCACUUGUAUAUAAGUUGAGUUAUCAUGGCUCCUAUAUACGGUGAAAGGAAUUAGAUCGUCUUCACUCGCACGCCGGUGUACAGUUGACUAACACCUUGACGGGGGGUUUCAUUACCCUCAAACGAGUCCGUCGAUUCCUGACGUGCGUUGCGGGUGGAGGUAGCAGCCGAGCAAGUGGGCGACUAUUUCGAUGGUAGAAGCGGUAGAAGCUGGUCCAGUUUCUUUUGUUUUUUCAUUUGAUUUUGUUUUUCUCUUUUUUUCGAUUCUAAUAAAAUUUCAUUUUAAACUUCAAAUCUUUUACUUGUUUCGUCAUUCAUUUUUCUAUGAGAAGCCGGAGAAGGAUGCCUUUCAUAUGCAGCACAAUAAAAAGGAAAAAUAAAUUUCUGGCAUCAUCAAUGAACAUGAUAGAGACGUGCAUGAAAUAUUGUUACGAAGGCCGGGGUAAAGCAAACGUCAUAUACGUUAUCAUGUUAAAAACAUAAGAUGAAAAAAUGAGCUGGAACUGUUCAGUAAAUAUUCGAUUAAAUAGUGAAUCAAAAAAAGGAAAAGAGCUCUUGAAACACGAUAGUCUCGAGAGAGUCUUGUGACUCUUGUCCACAACAUGUCAAUAAAACC